Pararge aegeria (speckled wood butterfly) is the source of this 2876-nucleotide messenger RNA. Its product is annotated as toll-like receptor 6. The record is from RefSeq and is a predicted model, not a curated record. Bases 67 to 2802 code for a protein of 911 amino acids. Lineage: Eukaryota; Metazoa; Arthropoda; Insecta; Lepidoptera; Nymphalidae. The transcript has 2 exons. Gene Ontology annotation, molecular function: protein binding.
UGUCGCUUUCACUUGUUUUGACAGUGCUGUUAAAUCUGUGUAUCUCAUAAACAAUGCUGGAUUAAUAUGCCCUUCAAAAUGAUGAAAAAGACUACAUAUUUGGGUUUGCUCAUCACUGUUGUUUUUUUUACGGGUGUUUAUCCUACAAACAACUGUGCACUUGAAGAUAAGUUUUCAAACUGUGUUUACACAGUUGUCUGCGAACACUAUGCAGGAAGUGCUCCAAUUUUAAACUGUGAUAGCCAGUCUUAUAUCACUUUUCUCAUAAAGAAGUCGACUGCCAGCAUACUUUCUUCAGGCUUCUUUGGAUCAACUAAUUUCGACAUAAAAGUGAGAGUUAUUAACGCCAUUGAUAACAACUGGAAUACAAUUGCUGAAUCGGCUUUUAAGUAUUUCUUUAAAGUAGAACAUAUGGACAUUUCUAAUAACAGGAUCAAAGAUAUACAAAAUAUGGCAUUCAAAAAUUUAAUAUACCUCCAAAGUUUGAACUUAUCAAGAAACGAAAUAAGCUAUCUUGGAUUAAGCUCUCUGCAUACACAUGACAAUUAUAAAGACUCAGAAAUAGUUUCGUUGGAUCUCUCAUACAAUAAACUGCAAUACCUACAAAGUGGAUUGUUUCAAUAUAUGAGCAAAUUGGAAAAACUUGAAUUACAAUACAACAAGAUAAAUGACUUGCCUGAUGAUGUUUUUAUGAACUUAAGGAAUUUAACUAGAUUGGACAUAAAUAAUAAUAAUUUGACAGCGUUUAAUAUGACUUUAAUUAACUUAAAAUCCUUGAAAGUUUUAGACGCAUCGAACAAUAAUCUUUUACGGUUAUCUGGAUAUGAAUUGAAUCGAUUAACAGCAUUAAUUUCGGCAAACUUUUCUAAUAAUGCCAUUGAAACUAUAGAGUCAAAUUGUUUUAAUCAAGCUUUUAAUUUAGAGGUUUUGAACCUCAAAAAUAACAGAAUAAAGUCUGCUAUAGAAAAUGUAAUGUUUAUCAAUAACGUAAAAUUAGAAUAUUUGGAUUUGGAAAGUAAUUUAAUAACUUCCGUAGAAGAUAAUGCUUUUAAGCAUAACAAUCUCCACUAUUUAAAUUUAGAGAAAAAUAAUAUAACAGGACCAAUUACAGAAUCAACAUUUUCCGGUUUGAAAAAUAUAAAAAUAUUUAGUUUGUAUGAUCAAAGUAUAUCAUCACUAGGACAUGGUGCAUUUUUAGAAAUGACAAGUUUGAAGGUUCUUAACCUAAGUAGAAAUAGUAUAUCUGCAAUUAAUAUAUCGUGCUUUGGUUUAAUGACCAACCUAAGUGUUUUAGAUCUAUCCCAUAACACUAUAUCCGAUCUUCUAUUUGUGAAGAAUUCUUUAACAAAUUUAACAGAAUUAAUAUUGAAUGACAAUAAACUGUUUAAAAUAAGUUCAUAUCAAUUUGUUAAUCAGACGCUGUUAAAAAAAUUAGAUUUGUCUAUGAACAAAAUAAAAAUUAUCGAGCGAUUUUCCUUACCUCUUGAAAACUUACAAUAUUUAAAUUUAACUGGAAAUUCUUUAACGGGAGCAAUAGAGCCAGAAACAUUCAGUCCUGCUAAAUAUUUGAGUUCUUUGGAUUUAAGUAACUUUAAUUUUAGUAAAGUAAAAAAUAUGUCAUUUGUCAAUUUACCUGUGUUAGCAAGAAUGAAUCUCUCAAAUAACGCUAUAGACGAGAUAGAAAUGAAUAACUUUUUUGGUUUAAAUAACAUGUAUUCUUUAGACCUUUCUCACAAUAACCUCGAAAUACUAGGACUAACAAAUGGAUUAAAUAAUUUGAAGUCUCUUUAUAUAAAUAAUAAUAAUUUGAAAAAUCUUCCAAAUGUUAAUAUAUCUAGUGUGUUGUAUUUAGAUUUAUCUCAUAAUAGUAUUUCAAACGUAUCUGUUAAAUUUUUUGAACACUUAAAGAAUCUUAAAGCACUGCAUAUGCCAUAUAAUAGAAUUACACAUUUUAACAAUAACUAUACGAACUCCUUGUCAAAACUAACAGACCUUAGCUUAUCUCAUAAUGAAAUUAGUAGUAUAGAUCUAAGCUCAUUCGGAGAAUUAAUCAGUUUGGAUAUUAGUAGUAAUCGAUUAAAUUUUAUCGACAAGCAUUUUCUGAAACACAUGGAUAAUUUACAAGCUUUGGAUUUGAGCUAUAACAAUAUCACGAAAUUGCCUCCUGGUACCUUUCAAAAUAUAAAGAUAUUAAAAAUGCUUAAUUUAUCAUCGAAUCAUUUACCCAACUUAAGAUAUGGCAGUGUUAGGGGGUUGCAUAGGACUGAAGUAUUAGAUAUAUCUAAAAAUUAUAUUUCUGAAUUAGAUGUAGAUAUUUUUCACGAAUGUGUGGAACUCAAGAAAUUAAUUAUAGAUUACAAUAAUAUUAAAACGAUAGAUUUCGAGAGAUUAUUAGUUGUUACUCCAAAAUUAAGUUAUGUAAGUUUAGGGGGAAAUCCUAUAUCCUGUAAAGAGAUAGUGCGAAAUAUGAGAUCUGUUAAUCAUACUUUUUUCCGUCCAAUGGAAGUGACGUCCAUAGAUAAGAUAUAUCAUGAAGAUAAUGUUCACGGAAUUCAAUGUGGUAAUGUAAGCAGCAACCUUGCUACAGUUCAACUUAAGGAUAAAGAAGUUGCUUCUACAAAAAAAUCAUCGUCUUUAAUAUAUUGGGUUCUUCCUAUAGUUCUUAUUUUGACCGGUGUUGUAGUUGUUAUAGGCUAUUACUAUUUCAAGCAUUACAGAAGUGGCAAUAAUGAUAAUUUAAGUGCUUUCCGAUUACAAACAUCGCUAGAUCGCAGCAAUUCGUUUAUUGAGAAUGUUUUUUGAUGUUACAUAUUUCCUUAUAUUGUUUUAACUGAUUUUUUAAUAAUAAAAUAUGUUUUAUGUUCUUUAAUUCCUAA